Messenger RNA from Drosophila obscura, 2836 nucleotides. RefSeq names its product GPI ethanolamine phosphate transferase 1-like. Gene Ontology annotation, biological process: GPI anchor biosynthetic process. Gene Ontology annotation, molecular function: mannose-ethanolamine phosphotransferase activity. The transcript has 2 exons. The coding region runs from base 70 to 2730 and encodes 886 amino acids. The record is from RefSeq and is a predicted model, not a curated record. Lineage: Eukaryota; Metazoa; Arthropoda; Insecta; Diptera; Drosophilidae. Gene Ontology annotation, cellular component: endoplasmic reticulum membrane.
CGAUUACAGUAGGCUGGGUGGGCGCAGCUAUCGCACUUGAACUUUGGAGAGAAUACAGAGAGACACAAUAUGAACACAAUGUGGAUAUUUUACGCAUUCCUGAUCCACGUACUUCUCCUGGGCUCGAUACUUGUGAUCAACUUUCGUUCGACUGUCAUCAAGGGCCUACAGCCACAGACACCACCCUUUGCAUACGUCUUGGAAGCUCCGGCGAGUCGGUUGGUCCUGUUUGCUACUGACGGACUGCGUGCCGCUUCGUUUUUCGAAGACAACUGCCGCCAUGUGCCGCACUUGCGGGAGAUAUUCAUGCGCGAGGGCUUGGUUGGAAUAUCGCGCACCCGAGCCCCCACCGAGUCUCGACCGGGACACAUAGCCCUGCUAGCGGGCUUCUACGAGGAUCCAUCGGCAGUUUUCACAGGCUGGAAAGGGAAUCCCAUUGACUUUGACUCGGUGCUCAAUCGCAGUGGUCACAGCUUCUCCUGGGGAUGUCCGAACAUAAUGGGCGUAUUUGAGAGGGUGACCAAGGGCAGAGGCGACGUGCUCUUCCAUUCCUUCAAUGACUCCGUGUACGAAUCGGCAAGAUUUGCCACCUACAAACUGGACGAAUGGGUGUUUAGCCAAGUCAGCGGCGUCCUUGAUCUCAUGAAAAACAACUGGAGCAGCUCCAGCCCGGUUGUGUUCUUCCUGCACUUGAUGGGCUCCGAUCGGGCCGGACAUGUCCACAAGCCAGCAACGAUCCUCUUCCACAAAAGCCUUAACAUUACGGAUCAUGGCAUUUGGGAGAUGUACCAGAAAUUCGAGGAAACCUUCCCCGAUAAGAAAACAGUUUACUUGCUGACCUCCGACCAUGGCAUGACAGACUCAGGCAUCCAUGGUGCUGGCACGCCGCAUGAAACCGAAACACCCUUCAUGCUCUGGGGCGCAGGCGUUUCCCGUAUCGCUUCCACCGUGGGAGCCCGCAAAUUUGUAGCCAACGAUGAGGGUCUCCAGUUGCCGUUGCAUGAGCUCGAGCAGGCACAGCUGACACCACUGAUGUCCGCGCUGAUUGGCCUGCCUCCUCCGAUGAACAACUUUGGGGUACUGCCCACCGGUUACAUGGCUGUGAGUGAGGAGUACCAGGCCAUGGCUGCUCACAGCAAUGCGCUCCAGUUGUUGGCGCAAUACGAGAAGCUGCUGGAGCAGCACAGGCAGGGACUCUUUGCUGACUUACUGAACAACUUCGAUGAGCUGUCGCCGGCAGAAAUCAAUACGUACAAGCAGCUGGUAGUCAAGCUGCACACGGAAAAGGCCUAUGCGAAAUCUUUGGCCAGGAGCAAUGUCGUCAUGGAGCUAACUCUGAAGGGAAUAGACUACUAUCACGGCUACUAUCGCAAUUGCCUACUGCUAAGCACUACGGCCACCUUCCUCGGUUGGAUAUUCUACCUGUAUCGACUGCUGUCCAGGAACGUGGCGGGAAGACUUCAGAUAAUGCUCGAAAGGCAGGAAAAGGUGUACGGAGUAACAUUGGAUGUCUCCAUGUUCCUGUUGCUGUUCUUUUUGGUGGCCCAGCGAGCACCGAUAGCCAUUGCAUUCUACUUGUUGCUCCCGUUGCCUGUAUGGAUGCUGGCACUGAAGCCCAAGGCGUGCGGAUCCUCCUCCGCAGCUGUCCCGACCAGUCAGCCUGGAGCCCCUGCACGGCUGACUUCGGCGUCGCAACUUUUACUGAUUACUGUAUGCGCUGAGCUGAUGGUGUUCACCUUCUUCGAGCGUCGUCUGAUCUCGGUGUGUUUUGUUGCCUUUGGAUGCUACAACAAUUGGAGAAACUUCGUGCCCAAUUCCCGGGAAUUCUACUCCUGGCUGGCGCUGGUCGUCAUCCUAGCGUGUUUCCCUUUGCUGCCGCUGUCAGACGGCUACCAGAACUGGUAUCUUUUUCUGGCUGGCAUUGUGCUAGUUCCUCUCAAAGCAUUUUGGUCCAAGAAGCGGCGCUUCGGCUACAGCUAUCACACCAAGUACUGCAAUGCUCUGAUCCUGUUGAAUACCGUCAUCUGUGCGUAUCUGGACUCGGAGGAAUACGAAAUACCCAUCUUGCUAUACCUAGCCAGCUGGUUUUUCUUGAUCUACGCCUUUGUCUCCGUUCUGAUGAACAAGGAGUCCAAUCUGGAGGUGCGUCUGGCGCAGAUCUGCUUCAAUCUGGGAUCUCUACAUGCUCUGCUUUCCACCUCAUACGAGUCCGCCUUCGUGCAGUUGCUCACCUUGGAACUGAGCCUAUCCCUUGGCGCUGUGAACGUGAACUCGGACAAAUCUGUUCUACGCGUGGCCUUCAGUAUUCUCCUCUACACAAUAUUCUCCUUCUUUGGCAUGGAAACGAUCAAAUCGGUCAAACUGUUUGAUUCCAACAGUGGACGCUGCUUCCUGGGGCAAUAUGCGCCAUUCAUUACCAUGGGUCUGGUUCUGGUGAAGCACUCCCUGCCGGUGCUGAUGAGCCUGUCAAUUUUCUAUACGCACUGCGAGUAUGCCCGUGUGAGGGAGCGGAAAAUCUUCAUCUGCAUAUUGAUAAUUUCCAACAUAAUGGGACUAAACUUCCUGUUCCUGGUGCGCAAUAAGGGAUCCUGGUUGGACAUCGGCUCGUCCAUAUCGCAUUUUGUCAUCAUGGGCUUGAUUACUCUGGUGCUUCUUCUGCUGAGUUGGACUGCCAAGCUGCUGCUGGGUCUGAUUGCAAUCGUCUACGGGCUAACCUGGGCUGAUCGUUAAAUGUCUCGUUAAUUGUCUCCAUAAAAUCGGCACGGCACCGAUUGAAAUGUAUCGAAAAAUACACUAGCUCGUUGUAUCGUAUCGCAUUGGAUACUUGGAUUUAUUA